CAUUCCAAAAUUGCAUAGAGUAACAGUACAAAAUUGAAAUUUCCUCGGACGCUUAUUUUAUUUUAAUAUGGUGCGUAGAAUAAUAAUCGUGUAAAGUGCAACUGGGAACACUUAGAAAAGGUGACUACAAAUGCAUACAAUAGUCUACAAGCUGUCAAAUCUUAAGGAAAACUGAAUUUACAAAAUGUGAGUGGAACUUCAUAUUUGACAAUAUACAAAAAUUGCGUUGUAAAUCAUUGUCAUGACAACAGAACCGGAAGUAACCCAAACACCACCACCAUCAGAAGCCAGUAGUCAGUGUAAGGAAUCUGACAUUUAUACGGAUGUUCACGAUGAAGACGAAGAUUGGGAUACUGAUCUGGAAGAAGAGAAAUUUCCACAACGUGAAGCUAUUCCUGAGAAAGAGAAAUCCGUAGUGGUGUAUGAAAAAGCUUGCAAAAAGUAUGGCAUUAUAAUUUCGUCAAGUUUUCUCAGAGGUCUAAAAAAGGGCAAAGUUAAUGUCAACAACCAAGGACUUGGUCCACUGGGUGCUAAAGCAGUAGCUUUAAGUUUAGUUUUUGACAGCACUGUCACUCAACUUGCCAUUUCUGGGAACUUCAUUGGACGAUCUGGAAUAAAACUUAUUACAGAUAUGUUAAGAGAAAACGAUACUAUUACCAGUGUGGAUAUAUCUGAAAAUGCACUAGGAUCUUAUGGAGCCGAACUCUUGUCACGGUUGUUAGAAGACAACGCAAACAUCAUUACUUUAAACGUUUCAGGCAAUGGAUUCAACGAAUAUGAUGCUUGUUGUUUUGGGACCAUUUUAUCAAACUACAAAUCUGGGUUGAAAACCUUAGAUUUGAGCCACAAUCAACUGAGUGACCAGGGAGGUAUUAUCUUAGGAAAAGCAUUAGCCAGCAACGAAACACUGCAAGUUUUAAACUUGAGUUGGAAUAAUAUCAGACAACCAGGCAUAAAAAGUCUUUUUGCUGGGUUAAAGGAUAACACCACUCUACAAGAGUUAGAUUUAUCAUACAAUGGUAUUGGUGAUAAAGGAGUAGAGAGUAUUGCAGAACGUUUACAUGAACUGGAAUCAUUGCUUCGCCUUGACCUUAGUUCCAACAGAAUCGGUAGGAUUGGCAUAGGAAAACUUAUGAAAAGUGUUGGCCAUAACAAAUCUUUAAUUGAAUUGAAGUUGUCCAAAAACCCAAUUACUGCAGAAGGUGUAUGUUUAGCUAUUGGUAUUCUCAAAGAACAUCCAGAAUGUGGAUUACAGAUUUUGGAAAUUAAGGACAUUUCAGUACCGAGUGCAUUUUCUACAUUAUUGGAGGAGUUAUUAAAAUUGAAACCACGGUUUCGUUGCAAGCACGGUGGAUUUAGAAACCAAAAUGACAUAUUCAAAUUUGCAAUAAAACAAAGAGAAGAAAAUCUCUUGAACGAUCCUUUCAUGCAAUUGAUGGAUUAUGUUCACCAAAAGAAGUUACGAUGGGUCGAUUUAUUUUAUCGGCUCGAUACAGAUAAGAAUCUAUCUAUAAGUGAAGACGAAUUCCGCAAUGGAAUAAAGAGCGCUGGUAUACCAGUAACAGAUAUCCAAAUAGAUCAGCUGAUAGAAAGAUUAGAUGCAAACGAAGAUGGAGAAAUAGACUUCAAUGAAUUGCUGGAAGGACAGAAAAGAUAUGUCAGAAGAUUGGAAAAAAUAUUUGGAUCAUCUCCGGUCGAACCUGGACAAGCAGGUCGUAGACCUCAAAGUGGUGCCAACAAAUCACGCCCAUCUUCGUCAAGCAAGUCCCGACCAUCAUCAUCAAACAAAUCUCGGCCGGUUUCGAGAAUAUUGAAUAGACCGUCUUCAAGGUCAGAUCACCAUACAGCUGGUUGAUGGAAAAUCAGUUGAUAAUAAUAUAAUUCCAUUCAUAUAAAACAAGAUUGCGUUGAAGAAAAACGUUUGUCUUUCAUUUUUUUUUCUUUUUAGAAAUUCAUGCAUAUAGAUGUUUAUGUACUAGUACAUGUAAUAGGCAUACGUGUUAUUACAAACCCUGAUAUGCCUUAUUAUUGUGUUAAUCUUUUUGUUUUUUUAAUGAGAAAUGUUUCCCUUGUCCUGGACUCGACUUAUAUAGCUGGUACAAUUAAAAACGAAUAACCAAUAGUUAUCUGUAGUUUCUCAUGAAUUCAAAAUACAUUGAGCAAAUAUUUAUUUAGUUAAUGAAGAGCAGUUUGCAAAUUAGCAUUGAAUGAACUUAAAGCAAUAUUUCGGACCAUGAAUUGAUAUGGUUUGGUCAUGACAAUUUACCAUAAUCACAAAACAGAAGGGAAAUACCUUAAUGACAAAAUAAACAGAACUGCAUGUGUAUCUGCAUAUAAACUUUAUCAUCGUAUUUGUAUUAUAAGAUUAUAUGCAAGCUAUUUUUGUAUGUAUUCGCAUUACUUGCAAUGAAUUAAUUCCACAUAUUCUUCAACCAACUGUCUCUUGAGUUGUUAGUAUACUAGUGCCCAUCAAGUAACAAACUUUAAACAAACUAUUGACG
Messenger RNA from Mytilus trossulus (common blue mussel), 2501 nucleotides. Its product is annotated as leucine-rich repeat-containing protein 74B-like. NCBI's taxonomy places the organism in Eukaryota, Metazoa, Mollusca, Bivalvia, Mytilida, Mytilidae. The transcript has 14 exons. Gene Ontology annotation, molecular function: protein binding; calcium ion binding. Bases 242 to 1855 code for a protein of 537 amino acids. The record is from RefSeq and is a predicted model, not a curated record.